UUUGGCCUAUAAAAUACCAAAUAUUGAUUUCGAAAUGCUCAAUGAAAAAGGUUUUGAAGUCUCCAUACCAGAUGAAGCUGGAAUGCAGAGAGUUUUCUAUAUGCUACAAAUCGAUGGCAAUUGUCCGGCAUUAAUGGACUAUAUCACCAAUGCCACUGAUGGCAAAUGGAUGAGCAAACAGAGGACUAGUCUGCAGAAUAAUGAUAAAUUGAAGAUAUCGGUUCUAGUGCAAUAUAAUGAUGAGAUCUACGAGAAAACUGAGACAAGAGUGAUCCUAAAUACGCGUCUAUUGACCACCCAUGAUGGUCAAUCGAAUGGCAUCAAGUUUCCAUCCAAUGACGGUGAAUGUCAGGCCCAUUUGGCCUCACAGAAGCAACAAAAACAUUGUAAGCCCGCCCAGAGUUUGGUUAACUCGGGUCGUCGCACCUGUCAGGGAGAAUUACUUUUUGAGGAUAACUUCAAUGAGCUUAAAUUGAAUCGCAGCAUUUGGAAAUAUGACAUACGACAGCGUCUAUAUCAUGUCGAAGAGGAAUUGGUCGCUUUCGAUGAUGAUCCACGCAAUUCAUUUGUUAAGGAGGGGCAAUUGAAUAUUGUUCCAGUUAUCUCCAAUGAUGUAUUCGAUGGAAGCUUUAAGCUGGGCGAACGCUGUACAGCUGUAGAGAAUCCCGAACAGGAGUGUAAUAUAUCAAAAGGCAGUUUCUAUACCAUUAAUCCUCCAGUCUUCUCGGCUCAGUUGCAUACACGGGACUCAUUUAGUUUCAAAUAUGGCAAAAUUGUUGUACGAGCCAAGCUGCCAAAGGGAGAUUGGCUAUUUCCUUAUAUAAUGCUUCAACCAAUUUCCACAUAUGCGGAAACUCAUUAUGCUAAACAAUUACGCAUUGCAUUUGCCCGUGGUAAUAUUCACUUGCGCAACGUUAAUCAGGAGGAUGUAUCUGGUAGUCAUUUAUAUGGGGGUAUGGUAAUUUGGCAUCAUGGUCGCCCAGUACAAUAUCUUAGGGAUAAAUUGAUCAAGGAACAUUAUGGUGAUGAUUUUCACAACUACACCAUGAUCUGGCAGAGGGAUAAGGUCACUCUGAUGGUCGACGAAGAGGUCUAUGGUGAAGUCUACGAGGGUCUACCCUAUUUUAAUGAGAAGUGCUUUAUAAUAUUUGGUGUUACGGUUGGCGGUUUCUUAAAUUUCGAUGAUAGCACCUUGCCCAAAGAUGUCAAACCGUAUAAGAAUCGAGAACCCAGAGCGGCCUUGGCUUUCUGGCAGAAGCGUGACACCUGGGCGCCAACCUGGGGUAAACAUAGUGCCUUGGUUAUUGAUUAUGUUCGAGUUUAUGCGGAAUAAAUGAAGUCAAUUACAUGAAAUUCGAUCGAUAGAUGGAGUACUUAUAGCGAAAUGGUUGUAGUUAUCUAAGCUUUAAUAGAGAGCUGGUUUGAAAUUCAAACCAAUUGUAAUUAAACGUUAACGCUUUAUGUAAAUA
Drosophila willistoni is the source of this 1469-nucleotide messenger RNA. RefSeq names its product gram-negative bacteria-binding protein 2. Gene Ontology annotation, biological process: carbohydrate metabolic process. Bases 35 to 1333 code for a protein of 432 amino acids. Gene Ontology annotation, molecular function: carbohydrate binding; hydrolase activity, hydrolyzing O-glycosyl compounds. NCBI's taxonomy places the organism in Eukaryota, Metazoa, Arthropoda, Insecta, Diptera, Drosophilidae. The transcript is spliced from 4 exons. The record is from RefSeq and is a predicted model, not a curated record.